Hydractinia symbiolongicarpus is the source of this 506-nucleotide messenger RNA. Its product is annotated as ATP synthase lipid-binding protein, mitochondrial-like. The transcript is spliced from 4 exons. Lineage: Eukaryota; Metazoa; Cnidaria; Hydrozoa; Anthoathecata; Hydractiniidae. Gene Ontology annotation, molecular function: proton transmembrane transporter activity. The coding region runs from base 97 to 462 and encodes 121 amino acids. The record is from RefSeq and is a predicted model, not a curated record. Gene Ontology annotation, biological process: proton transmembrane transport; proton motive force-driven ATP synthesis.
CGCUGUUUCAGUCGGAUUUGAUCACGUUGACCCAGGCUGGUCGGGUAAAAGUAGCAGCCAAAGAAGGUGCAGAGACAUAACAAAAAGUAUAUAGCAAUGUAUUUCCCAUCAAAAAUCGCUCUUCCACUUCUCAGAAAUGCUGCACGGUGUGGCUUCCGACAAAGUGCGAUUUUACCAAGAACUUCACAGGCUUUAAUUGCUGCUCAACCUUUACAUACAACUGUUGCAUCACGGGAUAUUGAACAAGCAGCUAAAUUUAUUGGUGCAGGUGCUGCUACGGUUGGUUGCGCAGGAUCUGGUGCUGGUAUUGGAACAGUGUUUGGUAGUUUAGUCAUUGGUUAUGCACGAAAUCCAUCAUUGAAACCACAGUUGUUUUCCUACGCUAUAUUAGGAUUUGCUUUAUCUGAAGCUAUGGGACUGUUCUCACUUAUGAUGUCAUUCUUAAUCUUGUUCGGAUUGUAAAUGAAAAAUAAAUACUUUAUAAAUAACAAAUACAUUGUCGUGUG